UGCUGCAACGAUAAAGACAUGACUUCAAGUAUAUUUCUAACGACUGCGGAGAAUGGUUUGCGACAUGACAAAAUUGUAAUUCUGGAUGCUGGAGCACAAUAUGGCAAGGUUAUCGAUCGCAAGGUGCGCGAACUGUUGGUGGAAUCGGAUAUUCUGCCAUUGGAUACACCAGCAGCAACUAUACGCAAUCAUGGCUAUAAGGGUAUUAUAAUCUCAGGGGGCCCCAAUUCCGUUUACGCUGAAGAUGCGCCCACAUACGAUCCUGAGCUGUUUAAGCUUAAAAUACCGAUGCUGGGCAUCUGCUAUGGCAUGCAACUAAUUAACAAAGAAUUCGGCGGCACCGUCCUCAAGACGGAUGUGCGGGAGGAUGGACAGCAGAAUAUUGAAAUUGAAACCUCAUGUCCUUUGUUUAGUCGUCUCAGUCGCACACAGUCUGUGCUGUUAACCCAUGGCGACAGCGUGGAGCGAGUGGGCGAUAAACUGAAAGUGGGCGGCUGGUCAACAAAUCGUAUUGUGACUGCUAUUUAUAACGACGUAUUGCGCAUCUACGGUGUGCAAUUUCAUCCGGAGGUGGACCUAACCAUCAACGGCAAGCAGAUACUGUCCAAUUUUCUAUACGAAAUCUGUGAGUUAACGCCAAACUUCACCAUGGGUAGUCGAAAAGAGGAAUGCAUUCGAUAUAUACGCAAUAAAGUGGGCAACAACAAAGUGUUGUUAUUGGUCAGUGGCGGUGUUGACUCGAGCGUCUGUGCCGCGCUGCUGCGUUGCGCUCUACAUCCUAGCCAAAUUAUAGCAGUGCAUGUGGAUAAUGGUUUCAUGCGUAAGAACGAAAGCGAUAAAGUUGAACGCUCACUCAGAGAAAUUGGCAUUGAUUUGAUUGUACGCAAGGAAGGCUACACGUUUCUCAAAGGGACCACGCAAGUGAAGCGUGCCGGCCAGUAUUCAGUAGUGGAAACGCCCAUGUUGUGUCAAACUUAUAAUCCCGAGGAGAAGCGUAAAAUCAUUGGUGAUAUAUUUGUGAAGGUGACCAAUGAUGUGGUGGCCGAGCUCAAGCUUAAACCAGAGGAAGUGCUGUUGGCGCAAGGAACUCUGCGACCGGACUUAAUAGAGUCAGCAUCGAAUAUGGUCAGCACGAAUGCCGAAACCAUCAAGACGCAUCACAAUGACACGGAUCUGAUUCGGGAACUGCGCAAUGCCGGUCGAGUUGUAGAGCCAUUAUGUGACUUCCAUAAGGAUGAGGUGCGUGAUCUGGGCAGUGAUCUUGGCCUGCCAGCAGAGCUUGUGGAACGACAACCGUUUCCAGGACCUGGUCUGGCCAUACGCGUACUCUGCGCUGAAGAAGCCUACAUGGAAAAGGAUUACUCAGAGACACAGGUUAUAGCACGCGUCAUUGUGGACUACAAGAACAAAUUGCAUAAGAAUCAUGCGCUUAUCAAUCGUGUAACGGGAGCUACUAGUGAAUUAGAGCAAAAGGAACUCUUGCGUAUCUCUGCCAAUUCGGAAAUCCAGGCCACGCUGUUGCCUAUUCGCUCGGUGGGCGUGCAAGGCGACAAGCGCACUUAUAGCUAUGUGGUGGGACUGUCAACAUCAACAGCCGAGCCCAAUUGGGCGGACAUGAUGUUUUUAGCAAAAUUAAUACCACGCAUUUUGCAUAAUGUUAACCGCGUCUGUUAUAUCUUUGGUGAGCCUGUGCAGUAUCUGGUGAAUGAUAUAACGCAUACAACGCUCAAUACUGUGGUGCUGGCACAUCUGCGGCAAGCAGAUGCCAUUGCUAAUGAGAUUAUAAUGCAAGCGGGCCUUUAUCGCAAAAUCUCACAAAUGCCUGUAGUUCUAAUACCCGUGCACUUUGAUCGUGAUCCCAUAAAUCGCACACCCUCCUGCAGAAGAUCCGUGGUGUUGCGACCCUUCAUAACGAACGACUUUAUGACUGGUGUGCCAGCAGUGCCUGGUUCCGUUCAACUGCCUUUGCAAGUCUUAAAUCAAAUGGUGCGAGAAAUCUCUAAAUUAGAUGGCGUAUCCCGAGUACUCUACGAUUUAACAGCUAAACCGCCCGGCACCACAGAGUGGGAAUGAUGCGUUCAAACCAAAACUUUCAACAGCCAUUUCAUAGAAAUAAAGUUAUGUAGCAACAAUAA
This is a messenger RNA of Drosophila busckii, 2135 nucleotides long. RefSeq names its product GMP synthase [glutamine-hydrolyzing] (gene bur). Gene Ontology annotation, cellular component: cytosol. NCBI's taxonomy places the organism in Eukaryota, Metazoa, Arthropoda, Insecta, Diptera, Drosophilidae. The record is from RefSeq and is a predicted model, not a curated record. Gene Ontology annotation, biological process: GMP biosynthetic process. The transcript has 9 exons. Bases 19 to 2073 code for a protein of 684 amino acids. Gene Ontology annotation, molecular function: GMP synthase activity; ATP binding; GMP synthase (glutamine-hydrolyzing) activity.